Molecule: messenger RNA, 10150 nt
Organism: Antechinus flavipes (yellow-footed antechinus)
Lineage: Eukaryota; Metazoa; Chordata; Mammalia; Dasyuromorphia; Dasyuridae
Gene: KLHL6
Product: kelch like family member 6
Biological process (GO): germinal center formation; B cell receptor signaling pathway
Molecular function (GO): protein binding
Source: RefSeq, a predicted model, not a curated record
AAUUCAAAUCCUGUGAUUUGAAAUCAAAUCUUUGUGUGUAGUGUCCGGACUCUCUGUGGCCCUCUCCGUAUGUGAGCCUGAGCAAAGCUCUUUCCAGUUUCCUUGGACUCGGUGACGUCUGAGACAUCUUCUGACUGAAUUUGUGAUUACAUGUGGGCUCUGCCAUCCGAAUCUCCCCCUUGUGUCCCAGCGUCCCCCUUCCGACGUCUGUCUGGGGCCGUUUCUGAACGCGGCGAUAUUUCAAAGAAAGAAGAAAAAAAGAAGUUGCCCUCAUUUGUAGCAACAGGAUGAGAAAGUGCAAGGUUUCCUGUUGUGUGUGUGUGUGUGACAGCUGUUGAUAAGCGGAGGGCCCCGGACAGGAAAUCUGCUUCGCCCCUGCAGGGUGACCUGGGUGCAGCAUCAGAGCUCCUUUCGACUCGAGCGGGGACGGGAUGACACGGUGCCCCCCGAAACAUGGGGGACACUGUGGAGAAAAGCCUGGAGGGCCCCCUCACCCCUCUGGACGAGGGCCACUCCAGGAAGAGGGGAGACCUGGUGGAGAUCCUGAACGGUGAAAAAGUGAAAUUUGAUGACACGGAGCUCUCGAGAAUUCUUCAGAACGGCCUGGAGAACCUCCGGCUGGAGAACUCCCUGACCGAUGUCAUCCUGUGUGUGGACGUUCAGGAGUUCUCCUGCCACCGGGCGGUGCUCGCUGCGGCCAGCAAUUACUUCAGGGCCAUGUUCUGUAAUGACUUAAAGGAGAAAUAUGAGAAGAAAAUCAUCAUCAAAGGCGUGGAUGCAGAAACUAUGAAUAUUCUCUUAGACUAUACAUACACAAGUAAGGCUCUCAUUACCAAACAGAAUGUCCAACGUUUGGAAGCUGCCAGCCUCUUCCAGUUCCUCAGGAUGGUAGAUGCCUGUGCUACUUUUCUCACUGAAGCCCUCAACCCCGAAAACUGUGUCGGGAUAUUGAGGCUGGCAGACGCACACUCCCUGGACCACUUAAAGAAGCAAGUUCAAGGCUACAUCAUUCAGAAUUUCACCCAAAUCUUGAAUUAUGACGAGUUCCUGGAGCUGCCGGUGGACACCCUCCACCAUACCCUGAAGAGCGACGACCUCUACGUCACCGAGGAGUCCCAAGUGUUCGAGAUGGUGAUGUGCUGGGUCCGGCACAAACAGUCGGAGAGGCUCGGUUUGCUCCCGCGCAUCCUCGAAAACGUCCGCUUGCCGCUUUUGGACCCCUGGUACUUUGUGGAGACGGUGGAAACGGACCCGCUCAUCCGACAGAGCCCCGAGGUCUUCGCGCUUCUACAGGAGGCGAGGAUGUACCACCUGUCGGGCAACGAGAUCAUUUCUGAGAGAACCAAGCCCCGGAUGCAUGAGUUCCAGUCGGAGGUGUUUAUGAUCAUUGGAGGGUGCACGAAAGAUGAGAAGUUCGUGGCCGAAGUGACCUGCCUGGACCCGCUGAGGCGAAGCCGCCUGGAAGUGGCCAAGCUCCCCAUUACUGAGCAGGAACCGGAGAGCGAGAGCAAGAAAUGGGUGGAGUUUGCCUGCGUGACCUUAAAAAACGAAGUCUACAUAUCGGGUGGUAAGGAAACACAACAGGAUGUCUGGAAAUAUAAUUCUUCCAUCAACAAGUGGAUCCAAAUCGAGUAUUUAAAUAUCGGUCGAUGGAGACACAAGAUGGCGGUUCUGGGCGGCAAAGUCUAUGUCAUUGGCGGCUUUGAUGGUCUACAGAGAAUUAAUAAUGUGGAAACCUAUGACCCUUUUCAUAACUGCUGGUCGGAGGCAGCCCCUCUCCUGAUCCAUGUGAGCUCCUUUGCGGCUGCCAGCCACAAGAAGAAGCUGUAUGUGAUUGGGGGAGGUCCCAAUGGAAAACUGGCAACGGACAAGACUCAGUGUUACGAUGCUUCGGCCAACAAAUGGUGUCUGAAGUCUUCUAUGCCGGUGGAGGCCAAGUGCAUCAAUGCCGUCAGCUUCCGGGACCACAUUUACGUUGUGGGCGGGGCCAUGAAGGCCUUGUAUUCGUACAGCCCGGUGGAGGACAGCUGGUGCUUGGUGACCCAGUUCAGCCAGGAGCGGGCCAGCUGCGGGAUCUCCCCUUGUAACAACCGACUGUACAUCACCGGCGGGCGGGAUGAAAAGAACGAGGUUAUUGCCACGGUGCUAUGCUGGGACACAGAGACCCAGAAGCUGACCGAGGAGUGCGUGCUGCCCCGGGGGGUCUCUCACCACGGCAGCGUGACCAUUAGGAAGUCCUACACCCACAUCAGGCGGAUCGUCCCGGGUGCGGUUUCAGUCUGAUGGGACAAGGGACGAGGGACUGGGGAGGGCAUCUAACGGUAUUUACUAUUUAUAUGGUGUUUUAAGGUUUACAAAGCCCUUGUCUCCUGGCAACCCUGUGGGGGAAGCCGUGCAAGGGUCAUGAUCCACAGCAGAUGCAAAAGGAGCAGCCAUGGGAUCCGAUUCUGAAGGGGUGGUCAGUGUCAGAGGUGGGAUUUGCACCCAGACCUCUUGAGGCGAAGCCCAACGCUCUAGGGAAAAGGAAUGGCUGCCUAAGCACACAACCUACUUUCCAGAGGGGCAGGCUUGGGUUCAAGUUCAAGUAUCUUUUUUUCGAACAGUGCAUUUGGUCCCUACCAUUGGAAUGGCUUCUGGAUGCCGUCAUUAGCCAAGGCUUCCAAAUUCAUCAAGACUUUUCCAAUUCUUUGACUACUUUGGGGCAUCAAUGCCAAAGCAUUGGUUCAUUUUUGGCAAAAAGAGAGGAAAAUCCAAAAGGAAAUUUCAGAAAAGAACAGUCUUCAUCCCAAUCAAACACAUUUAAGACAUUUAGUUCUCUCCUCUGCUUUUGGGAAAUUUCAAGCCCCAAAUUCUGUUUCAUUAACAUGUGAUUUUUGUUUUCAUUUUUGUUUGUUGUUGCUGUUGUUUUUCAUUUUUUUUUAAACUUUCAAUGUGUAGGGUUUUUUUUUGCAAGUGUGACAACUUUAUUUAUAGAACUUGGUGAUAACUUGGUGCCUCUCUGUGCAGCCUUCAUCCUGAUCAAACACAUUUAAGUCAUUUAGUUCUCCCAUAUCUUUUUGGGAAAUUUCAAGCCAAACAUCCUGUUUCAUUAAUGUGUGAUUUUUGUUUUCAUUUUUGUUCGUUUUUAAACUCUUUUUUUUUUAACUGUUUCGAUGUGUGGGCUUUGUUUUGUUUUGCAAGUGUGACAACCUUAUUUAUAGAACUUGGUGAUGAUUUGGUGUAACUCCCUGUGCAACCUUCAUCCUGAUCAAACACAUUUAAGACAUUUAGCUCUCCCAUAUCCUUUUGGGAAAUUCAGGUCGAAAAUCCUAUUCCAUGAGUGUGUAAUUUUUAUUUUCAUUUUUGUUUGUUGUUGUUUUUUAAGACUUUAAAAAAAACUGUUUCAAUGUGUGGGCCUUUGUUCCAUUUUGUUUUGCAAGUGUGACAACCUUAUUUAUAGAACUUGGUGAUGACUCUGUGUGCCUCCCUGUGAUGUCAUUAUGAUACUUGUGUGGGAGACACUCCUAAAUUGUCAAAAGAAUGCAGAAAUGUAUGUCUGUUUGCUUGAAUAACCCCCAUUGCAGAUGAGAACAAUCUGAUUUCUUUUCUGUUGGAGUUUUGGGACCUGCCCCAUGUAUUAAUCAUGAAAGGAAAGGAAUUAUGGCUUUAUUUCUGUUUUGAAACCAAACACAUUGGUCGAGGAUGGAGCUGGCCUCCAGGCCACAAGGCAGGAAGCCUAACCGAGAUACACUACCUGGUUUCUUUCCUCUUGGCGGAGGUUGGGGGAAAAGUUUGGGAACUACCUCUCUGCUGGGAAAGGACGGAAAUGUGCGUGGUGUUUUCUCCCAUCCUCCCAUCUCUGCUUUGGGCUAAAGGACAGGUUGGAACAUUUGCCCCAAAACUGCCCUUUCUUUAUCACGUUGGGUACAGAGCUGUGGAAUUCUCGCAGCACGAAGCACCUACUCUACAGUAGGCUCCAUGCUAGGUGCAGGGGUACAAAGACCAACGUGAAGAUGUCCUUGCCCUCAGGAGUUUGCAUUCUAUUGGGGUUGGAGAGAAGGGUUGAGCCAAGAGGUUGGGAGCAAUGAGGGGGAGGCAGGAAGUGAUGUGUUCUGCAUUUGGAAAGAAUUUCAACAUUUAGAGCUAGAAGGGAGCUUGAGACUUCCAUUUUACAGAGAAGCAAAUCAUAAAAGAGAGGCAGGUGAGUGGAUAGAACUGUAGUUGGAAUUAGGAAGACUUCAAGUUCCAGUUCCUCAAGUGUGCCUCAGUUUUCUUAUCUGAAAAAUUGUGGGAGGGGUCAACUUGAUAGGCUCUCAGUUCCUUCCAAGCUCUAAAGUCUACGAUCCCAUGUAUUGAGGUACAGAAAAGGCAAGUGAUUUGCCAAUGUGAUACUAAUGGAAGACCCAGGUUUUCUGACUCCAGAUCAUUAUUCUUUUCACAAUACCAUGCUACCUCCCAACAAGACCCUCCUAGGCAGGUAAAUCAGCCUAGGUGAAGCCUCAAGACACUCUGCGAAAGAGAGCUUGUGCCAGGAAAGUCAAACCAGCACUUUGACCACCAUCACCCCUUUGAUGCUGAUGAAGAUAGGACCGUAGCCCCAGAGCUUUGGGAAUGUUUCCAACCCACUGCCCUUUGCCAUCAUCCUGGGACGAUAUAACUUGGCAGCUGCUUUUUAGAUGCUACAUCCACAACUCCUGAAGAAGUCCAGAAGAAAGUUCUUGUCACCAAAGGCCAUGAUGCUACCAAAUGAUUCCCCUUCAUAGAAUUUGGUAAAAAUGACAUUUAGCAAGAGGCAUGUCUGCUCCAUCCUGAGGCUCAUGAGACCUUCGCCCUUGACUUGAAGCUGAUCAUUCUUAAUGUGUUGUCUUCCCUCAUUAGAAUGUGAACUCUUUGAGGAAGGGAUUGUCUUCCUUUUCUAUCCGUAUCGCCAGCAUUUAAUAUAAUGCUUUGUAUACACUAAGUGCUUUGUAAAUGCUUAAUUCAUUGAUUCAUUCAUUCUAGAUAUGGAGGAUAAUGUGGACCAAGGCAUGGAAAUAGGAAAAGCUCUCAAUUUCAAGUUCUGUUACAAUCUGAGAAAAUUCACUUUAAGAGAAUUUGAUAUAUUUUUAUUGAUUUUUGGCAGCUGGCCAAUGACUUCAAAGAAAUAAGUACAAAUCCUGGCAGCUUUGACUGUUCCAUCUUGGGAUCAACAGGUUUCUAGAAUCAAGGUCUGAAAUCGUUUCCUUGAAGACAAUACUCCCCCUGUCCCUCCCUCCCCCCCUCCCUCCCUCUCUCUUUCUUUAUCCCUCUCCCUAUCCCGCCCUCCUUCUCCUCUUUUUCCCUCCCUUUCCCUUCUCUCACAGUAAAUGUGCUCUGUUUAUUUAAAAGACAAAAAUAUAUAUUAUAGUUAAGCCAAAGUAUACUUUCUUUUGGAAAGAGUUAUAAGCAAACUUAGUAGUCACAAAAAUGAGAAAACAGCAGCAAUGGGCUGAGUCAUUUUUUCCCCAUCACUAUACAAGUUCAUCUUAUAAUGUCCCUUACUCUAUUUUAGAGGGAAAAAAAGCAAAAAAUUUUAAAAUUUUAAAAUGAAAUUUGGAAUACAUUAUCUUUUAAUCCUCAUCACUAAAUUGCUGACCAUAUACCUUUCUGGGGCAUUGCCUUCAAGUCUGUAUGUCUUGAUUCAAUAUUUCAAGGACAAUGAAUAAUUCAAUUUGCUUUGCUCUUGCCAAGAUUGCUUAGGAAACAAGUUGAUUCAGAAAAUUGGGGACAUCAAAUAAAACAUCGUAUUUUAUUCUGUCUUUUAUUCCUGGUGAGUUCACUACAUCAGACAUUGUGUUUUUUUUUUUUUUUCCUUUCGCCAAGUGAAACUUCAGCUUAUUUAUAGAACUUAAUGGAGUGGAUGGAGUAUUACUAGGUUUUGCUGUUGAUGGCAAACCAUAGGCUCCUUUCCAUGUUCUGUAGGCACCUUGUCAUGAUAUUGCUAGAAGAAGGAAAUGGUAAGAAAAAAAGAAAAACAUUAAUGAAGAAAGAAAGAAGAAAUUUUAUUUUGUUAAUCUUCUGGGUGUGAAGGAUGACUUCUUAACUUAAGGAAGACCCUCUACCUUAAGAACAGGCAUUAAAAUAUUGACAGUUUUGGGCAGCUAGGUGGCAUAGUGGAUAGAGCACCAGCCCUGAAGUCAGGAGGAUGUGAGUUCAAAUCUGGCUUCAGACACUUAACCACUUUCUAGCUGUUUAACCCUGGGCAAGUCACUUAACCCCGAUUGCCUCAGCAAAUAUACAUAUUUAUAUUGACAGUCUAGGUUUCUGCUAUAAACAGAGGGAUGUAUGAAAUUCAUACAUAUUUAUAGAAUAUUUAAAGACAUCACUUAACACCACUUAAGAGACACUACUGAUGAUUUGUUAAAUUUAAUUUUUAAUUUUAAUUGACAUCAUUUAUUUUUUUCGUCAGCUACAUUUCUUCUCUUCAUGCCUCCCAUAUUUUUUCUUUCUCUUUUUUCCUAAAAAAAACAGUCCUCAUAGCAAAGAAUAAAAUAGAGAAGAAACCAUUUCAGUGGAACAAACCCUUCAUCCAAAUAUAGUGUUCUAUGCAGUGAUUCAUACCCAUAGCCCCCCACUUCCUUGAAAAAAGGAGGAGAUGAAUUCUUAUUUCUCUUCUUUGGAGCCAAGUUUGGUCAUUAUGAUUCUAUAGGUUAUUGUAGUCAUUGUGUAUAUUGUUUUUUCUUGUUCUGCUUUUUUCAUUAUGAUUCUAUAGGUUAUUGUAGUCAUUGUGUAUAUUGUUUUUUCUUGUUCUGCUUUUUUCAUAGAAAUCUUCCUUGACUUCUCUAUAUUUAUCAUCAUGUCUUAUGCUGCCACCAUAUCCUAUUGCAUUCAUGUAGCACAACUUGCUUAAUCAUCCUUCAAUUGAUGGGCACCUAUUUUGUUUUCUUUGUCACCAUAAAAAAGUCCCAUAAUAAAUAUUUUGAUAUUCAAGGUGUCCUAAAAGCCUUAGUGAAAUUAGUGAAAUAUCUUAUUAGAUAACUUAAUAAAAAAUAACCAAUGAAAGCUGAAAACUGCACUAAGACUUUUGAGGACCUUUAAUUUUGUCAGUGAUAUCUUUGAAAUAGAUAAUAGUCAAAACACAAUGAUUGAAUAGCAGUAGACUAGGUUGCAUGCUAGGAAUAAAAAGAUAAAGGAGUCACUAAUCAACCAAUUGAUCAAUCGAACAACUAUUUAUUAAGCACCUACUCUGUGCCAGACAUUGUGCUAGGUAAUGGUCAUACAAAGAUCGAAACAAUCCCAACUCUUAAGGAGAUUGCAUUCUAAUGAGGCAGAUCAUAUGUAGGGAAAGCAUUUAUUAAGGGCUUCUAAUAUGCCAAACAUUGUGCUAUCUAGAAAAUAGGGUAUAUAUAUAUAUGUAUAUAUAUAUUAAACCAUAUUUAACAUAUAUUGGAUUAUUUGCCAUCUAGGGGAUGGAGGGGAAAAUUGGAACACAAGGUUUUGCAAGGGUUAAUGUUAAAAAAAUUAUCCAUUAUCCAUAUGUUUUAAAAAUAAAAAGCUUUAAUUAAAAAAAGAAAGAAAAAUUGGGUUAUAAUUUGGGAUUAGAGAUAGGAAAAAAAACAAGUCCUUGCUAAAAUGGAAUGGACAUUCCACUAGGGGGAGACAACACAUGAAGUUGUCCUCACCUAUGUUCUGUUCAAAGCAGACCUGAUGACAUAAUUAGGCAGGGAAGUAGCAAGAUGGAUGAUAAAGCUCCAAGUACCUUGGACAGUAAUGGAAAGACUGAUGGUCCCCAACCAAGAAGGGAGUGGAGUCAAGGGACCAAGUAGGAUGGAGUCAUGGCAGACCUCCAAAAGAGGGGGUUUGAGAAGAUCAGAGCUCAGCUGAUAAUGGCCAUUCUACAGUGAGAACUGGGCAAUUUGGCAAUGAGGACUGACUUGGGGAAGAGAAGGCAUCCCUCAGCAUCAGUAGGUAGCCAUGGCUCUUCUUUGGGUCACUAGUUAACAGGCUGUAGAGGGGAAAGGAAGGUCCUCUGCAUCCCCAUCCCCAGUGAUGAAGGCUGCUCUGCUCAUCAAGAGCCAAGUAUAAAUAGCUCAAAAUAGUUACAUGUAAGGUAACUAGGAAGAGAGGAACCCAGUAAUGGCGGAGAUCAGGAAAGGUUUCCUACAGAAUGAGGUGGCUGAGCUGAGACUUGAAGGAAGAGGGAGAUCCUCUGAGGCAGAUGAGAAGGGGGUGUUUUCCAGGCACUGGAGAGAGCCAGUUAGCCUAGAAAUGAAGUUCUAGUGACAGAAAGAGAGACAGAUACAUAAGUAAGGAUUUACUCGAGCUGAAAUAAGUGCUUAGUACAAAUAGAGGGAUAAGUUCAAUUGGAGGAGGGAAAUAAAUUGGAGGUGUAUGUGUGGAAGAGCAAUUAGUUAAAGUUUCACAGAAAAUAAGGUUCCUAACUUGGGCUUUGGAAGAAAAUCAAGAAGACUACUACUAGGUCUGUAUCCCAAAAGAGAUAAAAAACAAAAAGGAAAAUGACAUCUAUGUACAAAAAUAUUUAUAGUAGCUCUUUUUUGGGGGGACAAAGAUUUGGAAAUUGAGAGGAUGCCCAUCAAUUGGGGAGUGAUUGAACAAAUUGUGGUACAUAAUUAUUAUUGAAUACUAUUGUGCUAUAAAAAAUGAGCAGGAUGCUCUCAGACUUCCAUGAGCUCAUGCAAAGUGAAAUGUACUAUACACAAAGUAACAACAGUUUUGUAAAAUGAGCAGCCAUGUAGGAUAUAACUAUUCUCAGCAAUACGAUGACCCAAGAUAACACUGAAGGAUUUAUGAAAAAUGCUAUCCAUCCCAGAGAAAAAAGUAAUGGAGCCUGAAUACAAAUUGAAGCAAAAUAAUUGAGGUUUGGGGGGGUUUUUUGGUCUAUGUUUUCUUUUUACAACAUGACUAUCAUGGAAAUAUUUUGCAUGACUACACAUGAAUAACCUGUAUUCUCAAUAAGAAGGGAAAUGGGAAGAGAAUCUGGAACUCAAAAGCUAGGAAAUGCCAUCCUAAAUGCUCCUAGUGCACAAUUAGGGGUCCACCCUCAGUUUAUGUGUCCCCUUUGGGGGCUGCUGUCAGAGACUCCUGAUUGUUGGAUCAUUUCUUUCUCUCAGCCUGGGGAAUUUAGUGGAAAAAACCUCACCAAUCCAAACACUCAUUACAUACCUAUAAGAUAUCAUUUACAGAAAGGAGGGAUUCAGAACACAAAUUCAAAAGUAAGACAAUCUCUGCCCUCUAGGAGUUUACAUUUAUUGUUCAUAGAAGCUUUCCUGUUACCAUAGAGGUGUGUUUGAGAGUCCCAGCAAUAACACCAAUUAACUGUUGGGUAGUUACAGGAAGUGAUAAACAAAGCAUAUAUAUAUAUAUAUAUAUAUACUUUCCUUCCCUCACUCUACCCCAUACAUUUUUGCUCUUCUUUUUUUCCUCUUUCUUUCUGUACCUUACACCUCGGCUCAACAAGAUGGCUAAUCAUCACCUUCCCUCAACAGGAAGGCAAGGCAACUGAGCUGUGGGAACAGGGAGGCAGCUGCUACCCCAAUGGUUCUAAUGAAGGAAUUGACUUCUACUCCUUAUGGAGAUGGGAAGAAUUUUUUAAAAGAUGGAUGCUUGUUACAAAUGUCACCCUUUCCCAAUGAUCUGCCUCUGAUUAUUUCAUUUUUAAAUCAAAACCUUCUAGAGUUUGCAUUUGUCUUUCUUGAAGUCAUAUUGACUAUUGAUAUGUCUGAAAAGGACCAACUUGUCUUUAAUUUUUUUUAAAUUAUGAAGAUAGUAACUAUCCUUCUCACCCAUCCAAUAACUAUUCUGUUUGAGGUGUUGGUAUAAUCAUCCCUCAAUUACAAUUUCAAAGGCUCUCCCAAGUCAGUUCUCUCCCAAGCCAAUAAUCUUUGAGAACUCAGUUGUCUUUAUUAGUUCCAAGUGGGCUGGGAGAAAGCCCAUGUGGUCAGCUCAGGGAAAGAAGGUGAAACUAAAAUGAGCCUCUCCUAUUACCAUCAGUAAAAUAUUUGAUGCGGAUGAAAGUGAGACUUUAUUGAUGUGGGAGAGCACCCCUGGCACUUCCUGCUGGAGCCUACUCAAGGGGAAAACUUCAAUAUCUAAGAUUGCAAAGGCCCUUGGGAAUUAUUUACUGGUACAUAUCUUUUUUUUUAAGUCUUAUUUAUGUAUUUUGAUCUAUAAAUAAACCUACAUUGCCUCUGAA